UUCCUGUAGGUUUCCCUCAGAACUGCAAGACGCCGAUAUUGCGUUACAUUGUAGCAAAAUGGCGGCUGUCAUUCAGAAUCCACUAAAAGCAUUGGGCGACCAGUUCUACAAGGACGCCAUUGAGCAGUGCCGCAGUUACAAUGCUCGCCUGUGUGCUGAACGCAGCGUCCGCCUGCCAUUCCUCGACUCGCAAACCGGCGUGGCCCAGAACAACUGUUACAUCUGGAUGGAACGACAUCACCGCAGCCCCGGGGUUGCAGCCGGGCAGAUGUACACCUACCCCGCCCGCUGCUGGAGAAAGAAAAGACGGCUGCACAACGCCACGGAUACACGCCUGGGCAUCUACGGUCUCCAGCUCAACAGCGGCCUCAUAGCCAAGGACACCUUGCCCACCCAAAGCACCACGCUGGAGGCUCUGCUGCGAGGAGAGACUCUGGACAAGAGGAACAACUCUAAGAACGACGAGGAGAGCCUGCUGGAGAUCCAGAGGGUUCUGGAGGCAGACGCAGCAGAAGAUGCUUUCCAUGAUGAUGACGACUAUGAGGUGAACACUCCCAAGAAGAGACAUCGGGGCAAAGGAAGAGGUCGGGGUUCAGGCCGCAAGAAGGCAGAUGUGGGUGAAGACAAGCCAUAUGUCUGUGACAACAGAUACAAACAAAAGCAGAACUCAAAAUCUUCGGCUUCAGUCUGUGCGAAGCGCUACAGGAACCGUACGGGACUAAGCUACCACUACACCCAUUCCCACCUGGCAGAGGAGGGCAGAGCCGGAGAGAGAAGCUCAGUGGCGUCUAAAGCCCCCUCUGCACCACAGACUGACAGGCACAAGCGUCCAAAGGGUCCUGGUGGGACCAGUAUUCCCAACAACUACUGUAAUAAAUGCCAGGGCUCACUCAAGAAAACGGGUAAAUCUGGGUCUCCUUACUCAACCUGCCAAUGCAAAACUCAACGUGUAGAUGAGAAGGAAGACGGGACUUUUACUGGAGCAGAGGAGCUGUUCGGCACCACCUCGGAGAGCGACACCUCUACCUUUCACGGCUUCGAGGAGGAUGAGCUGGAAGAGCCCGCCACAAACAGCAAUGGAAUAUCCAACCGACACAGAUAGAGAGAACCAUUUAGAUUUGAUGAUCACUUUUUUUAAAUAUGGAUUAACCUCUGGCAAAAAUCUGCUGCUUCUUUUUCAAUGUUUUUUGUUUGCAGAAAGCACAAAGUGAUAAUUUCAGGACAGAAAUGCAAGUGGUAUUUUAACUACUGAACAUUGUUGAAUAAUUUAUGAACACCUUUUUUUAUAUAUAUAUAAAAAAAAUAAAAAAUAAUAUAUAUAUAUAUAUAUAUAUAUAUAUAUAUAUAUAUAUAUAUAUAUAUAUAUAUAUAUAAACAUAAACUUUCAAGGCUAUGAACGACUGUAAAGAAACAGAAGAUGGAGUGGGGAUUUUUGUUCCCGUCACUGGAGCAGAAGGAGUAUACACGUUAUGAACAAAAAACACUGGAUACGUUUUAACAAUUGAAAAUAAGGCAUACAUGAUACAGUACAUUUGGGAGAUGAUUGAAUGUCAUUACAGACCCAUACUUGAGCUACUGGGUGUUUUUGAAUCGGUAGUCGGGUGUGACUAUGAAGGUCUCUGCUUCUGCGCUAACCCUGGAUUAAACUUGUAUGAAAAUGAAGGAACCAAUGAAAGGACUGCCACAGGCCACUGGAAAUGUUUGGAGAUGAAGAAGUCUUUAAAUAGAGUUUUUACAGAUAUAGAGGACUAAAUUAAUGAAAGGUAAGCAAAGUUAUUUUUUUAAAUAAAGAAAAAUAAAGAUUCUUGAGAUGCUUGAUUAGGGUAAAUGUCUAAAUGCAGUGUUGUCUACAUUCUGCAUUCUCCUAUAUCGUUCUCAUGUUAGCUCCCGGUGGAAAUGUUGGUCCAAACUAAAUUAGAUCAACAAGUACUGAAUGGGUUGCCGUGUGGGUUUUGUCAGCAUGCUAAGCUAAGAUGUUGAACAUUGUAAACAUUACAUCUAGUAAACAUCAGCAUUGUGAGCAUGUUAGCAUGCUGAUGUUAGCGUUUAGCUCCUGGCAUAUUCACAGCCUCACCUUGGGGCUGUAGACUGGUGUUCAGACAUAUUAAGUGCAAGUCUAACCCAUAUUGUCUGUCCUAUACCGUAGGAGCACCCAGCACACUGGCAUGUGGCCCAGAGGUGGGGAUGACCAGGGAAGAAAAGGAUUAAACUCUGGAAAAACGAAGGAACCUUCAUGUCCCUUCUGAUUUGGGCCGAAAAUAACUGACCUGAAACAUGAACAGACAUCCACCACUUCUACAGGCCAUGUGGCUUAAUUGAAGCAACUGCUCCCUUGACGAUAUGUAUUGAUCCCUUCUGGACAUUUGAAAUGUGAGUAGAUCCAGCUUCAUUUCAUCCUUUCUGCACUGUGCUGGAGCUCCACAGGGAACACUAAAGGCCAGACCGUUGGACUGUGUGUGCCCAACUGGUGCAUUUGGGGGCCCCGCGGCCAAGCCUGCCCACUCCUGCUCUGUGACUGUGUGUCUGCCGUGUGAUCCGAUGUGACACUAAGACGUCAUUAUCCCCAUCACUGUGCCAGCCUGCCGCUCUGCACUGGAAACCAGCUCUGACAGCCAUGACCCCCCCAACCUGAUUGGACCAGUGAUCCCCUAACCCCCAGCCAUAAACAUGGUGCUCAAAUCCACCACUAUUACAUGACGCAAAGGUUCCCUUUGUCUGUUUUUGCUCUCUAUUUCCCGGGCCUCUCUGAACUCAUUCAGACUCGAAUGCGUCGCAGUAAUUUAGCUCUUCUUUUUUUUUUUUUUUGCAUCUUUUCUCUGUUGUAUAAUAUUUCUAUGUUUUGAUCUCUUUAAAGUUUGAUUCGUAUGACUUCUUGGGUUUGUUCAGACUGUAUUGAUACCUCUGUCCUGAUCAGGUGCACAAUAGCCACAACUACUCAGGCAUCUUUCAUUUCCUCUGCUGUUGAUUGUUCAGCAACGUAUUCCUGAUUCAUGUGAUUGUAUUCAGUUAGCAAGGAGGAACAAUAACGCCACACCGGCAUCCCAUUAUAAUCAACUCCGAUGAACAUUUUAGAAAUGCUGCAGUCUCAUGCUAUAGGAAAACAUUGCAAUAACAAGCUUGCUCUGCUUUCCGUUUGAAAAUCUGCCUCAGCAGAUUGUGAGUGACAGCAGCGAGAACCAUCUCAGAUUCAUUUGAAAACAAUGUUGUUGCGAGUGACACAACUCUGCUCAGAUCCACAUACUUAAUGAGAAGAAAACUGUAAAUCAAAGUUAUGUGACUUUUCCGUUGAGUGCUUUAGAGGGCCUAAUUGCAUUAUGACAUUUAGAAGGUGCUUGCAGUACUAUAUCAAAAAGCCUUUUAGGUCCAUGAGGUCUGUGUCCUUCCAUGUGGUCAUUCAGUAUUGCUACAAUGUAAUAAUAGCCACUCCGUUUUUGAAGGUAACCAUUAAUCCUAUAUGUCUGGUGUGACUUGUGAAAGUGUUUGUGCAUUCAAACCGUCUUUCUUCACUUCCCUCAGGGACCCUUCACACAACAGUUUAUCUCCUCUGGACAAAGAAUGGAUCUGAGUCUUCUCAAUUAUCUUAUCGUCUUUUGUAUGUGGUGUUUCCACAAUGAGAUGGGUCAAUGUGUCUUUUAUCUUCCAAAGUCAUGCCAGUAAGUGAAAGCAUGUGUUCAUCAAUCAUAACCUGCUUAAUGUUACCUGCCGUGUAUAUGAACAGGCCUACAGUGUGGUGCAGUUCUGAACAAUAGGAGACGCUCCUAAAUGCAAAAGUCAGUGAUGUCUGCUUGGAACUGUGUGUCACCAAUCAUUGAAUAGCCUGUAUACCUCGUCAAAGACACAGCAAUAGGCCCUGAUGCUCUUGUCAAAGCCUGCGGGGGGUGGAGAGGGAGGAUCGGGCUGGGAACGGAGCCAAGAGGAGAUGAAAUGGACAUGACUGGCCGUUUGUUUCAUCUUCAGCUGUAAAUAUGAGUUGAAAUGGAGAGAAUGAAGAAGUCUUUGUUUGUUAAACUAUUUUUAUUGUUCUGAAAAAAUAAAGAAAAAUAAUAAAGAAUGAA
Molecule: messenger RNA, 4055 nt
Organism: Cyclopterus lumpus (lumpfish)
Lineage: Eukaryota; Metazoa; Chordata; Actinopteri; Perciformes; Cyclopteridae
Product: zinc finger protein DPF3-like
Exons: 10
Coding region: 59-1102 (347 amino acids)
Cellular component (GO): nucleus
Source: RefSeq, a predicted model, not a curated record